Messenger RNA from Grosmannia clavigera kw1407, 1404 nucleotides. Its product is annotated as pyruvate dehydrogenase dihydrolipoamide acetyltransferase. Bases 1 to 1404 code for a protein of 467 amino acids. The transcript is spliced from 2 exons. Gene Ontology annotation, cellular component: pyruvate dehydrogenase complex. The record is from RefSeq and is a predicted model, not a curated record. NCBI's taxonomy places the organism in Eukaryota, Fungi, Ascomycota, Sordariomycetes, Ophiostomatales, Ophiostomataceae. Gene Ontology annotation, biological process: pyruvate decarboxylation to acetyl-CoA. Gene Ontology annotation, molecular function: dihydrolipoyllysine-residue acetyltransferase activity.
AUGCUCGGUCCUAUUCUCCGAAGGCGCGUGCUGCAGCAGCGCCCAGUGCUGCGGUAUGCUGCCCCCUCGACGCUCGCCAGAUGGUAUGCUUCGUUCCCGCCGCAUACCCUGAUCAACAUGCCGGCACUGUCGCCCACUAUGACGGUCGGCAACAUUGGCGUGUGGCAGAAGAAGCCGGGCGAUGUGAUUGUGCCUGGUGACGUGCUCGUGGAGAUUGAGACCGACAAGGCCCAGAUGGACUUUGAGUACCAGGAGGAAGGCGUGCUGGCCCAGAUUCUGCUGCCGUCUGGCCAGAAGGAUGUUCCGGUCAACAACCCGAUCGCCGUCUUUGUCGAAAACACUGCCGACGUUGCAGCAUUUGCAAACUUCACCCUGGCCGAUGCUGGUGGCGCGGCUGCACCGGCAGCUGCGGCUGCGCCGGCCAAGGAUUCCGCGGCUGCACCGACGUCGACGCCGACUGCGGCACCCGAGCCGGAGGAGUCGUCUUCCUCGAUCGUGCGGCUGCAGACGGCCCUGGACCGCGAGCCGAACAUCGGUGCGCCGGCGAAGCGGCUCGCGAUCGAGCUGGGCGUCAAGGCGACGACGCUUAAGGGCACCGGCCCUGGCGGCAAGAUCACGGAGGAGGAUGUGCGCAAGGCAGCAGCGGCCAGCUCGGCGGCAUCGGCAGCUUCGAGCGGCGGUGCGGCGGCAGCAGAAGGCGCGGCCUACGAGGACAUUCCGAUCAGCAACAUGCGCAAGACGAUUGCCAGCCGGCUCAAGGAGUCGGUGGCGGAGAACCCGCACUACUUUGUGUCGGCGACGCUAUCAGUUAGCAAGCUGCUGAAGCUGCGGACGGCGCUCAACAGCACGGCCAACGGCAAGUACAAGCUCAGCGUGAAUGACUUUUUGAUCAAGGCGAUCGCGGUGGCGUCGCGCAAGGUGCCGCAGGCCAACUCGUCGUGGCGCGACGGAUUCAUCCGGCAGUUCAACACGGUGGACGUGUCGGUGGCGGUGUCGACGCCCAACGGGCUGAUCACGCCGAUUGUGCGGUCGGUCGAGGGCAAGGGCCUGGCAGCGAUCUCAGCCGCGGUCAAGGAGCUGGCUGGCCGUGCGCGCGACGGCAAGCUCAAGCCGGAGGAGUACCAGGGUGGCAGCAUCUCCAUCUCCAACAUGGGCAUGAACACGGCGGUCGAGCGGUUCACGGCCGUGAUCAACCCGCCGCAGGCGGCCAUCCUGGCCGUUGGUACCACGCAAAAGGUGGCUGUGCCGGCCGAGAACGAGGACGGAACCACGGGCAUUGCCUGGGACGACCAGAUCAACGUGACGGCCAGCUUCGACCACAAGGUCGUCGACGGGGCCGUCGGUGCCGAGUGGAUCCGCGAGCUGAAGCAGGUGGUCGAGAACCCGCUCGAGCUGCUGCUGUAA